Closterium sp. NIES-65 is the source of this 6861-nucleotide messenger RNA. The record is from the annotation of a GenBank genome assembly. NCBI's taxonomy places the organism in Eukaryota, Viridiplantae, Streptophyta, Zygnematophyceae, Desmidiales, Closteriaceae.
AUGGCGUCUCCUCGUUGCGCUGCUCGCUCGUCGCCGCCUGCCGUGGCGGCUGCCGCGCUCUGCCUGCUCGCCCUCGCCGUGCUCGCCGGCUCCGCUGCUGGCGCUGAUCCCGUCACUGGCGUCACCCCCGACAAGGAGGUGGCGGCGAUGCAUGCGAUCCGCGACGCGUUGGGCGUGGACGCGGUGCAGACGUGGCUGCCCGGCUGGGGCGACGCGGGGGACAUCUGCGGGCCGCUGGGGUGGGCGCCCGAGGUCAUGUGCGACCAGACGCCCGAUGGCAACUACACCAUCGUCGGCAUCUCCCUAUCGGGCGCCAUGAGAGGCACGCUCAGUCCGCUCAUCGCCGACCUCGACAACCUCCACCACCUGAAGUUCUACAGCGUGGGGCUGAAGAAGGAGGGCCUGGUGGACACGCUCCUGACCCUCACGCAGCUCGACUCGCUGGAGAUCUACAACGUGGCGCUGGGCAUCACCACGGACGAGCUCGACCUCUCCAAAUUCGCCAACCUCCAAAGCCUCACGCUGCGCAAUGUGAUGCUCAGUGGCCCUGUCGCCAAGCUCAACCUGCCGUCGCUCACCAACCUGCAAUACCUGGACCUGGCGCAGAACCAGCUGACGGGCGAGCUGCCCAAGGGGCUCUCCAACAUCGCCCACAUUGACCUCUCCUCGAACCAGCUCUCAGGAGUGCUGCCCAGAGACCUCAUCUCCUCGCCCAACGUCCAGGACAUAGUGCUCUACAACAACCGGCUCGAGGGCGCCCUGCCGGACGUCUUUGCCGCUGCCGAGAAGCUUCAGCAGCUGGACCUCUCCCAGAACAAGCUGGUCGGCUCCCUCCCUCCUUCACUCGCCGAGCUGCCCAGUCUCUAUUACAUUGACCUGAGCAGCAACUCCUUCCGUGGCAAGAUGCCGCGCUUCUUUGCUGCCUGCACCGUCACCAACACCAGCGCCUUCCUCAACCUGACGAGCAACAAGCUCACGGGCGGCAUUCCCAACAGCCUGGGCCUCUACGCCAACCGCAACACCGUGCGCCUCACUGUCGACCUGUCAAGCAACCAGCUGCAGGGCGCCGUGCCCACGAGUCUGCUGGUAGCAGACACGUUCUUCUACGACCACAACGACGGCCUCUGUGACGCACCCUACCUCCCCAUGUGCGGCCCUGACGGCAAGCCCGUUGCUGCUGAUGCCACUGAUCCCACUACUGCUGCUCUUCUCUCGCUCGUUCAGAAUCGCACUGCUGCCGACGACGAGCCCAUGCCUGAUGGGUCCACAGCUGCUGACUUCACCACGCCCACUCCCACCCAGCCCACCACUCCCACCACUGACACCGCCACGCCUGCUGACGCUGAUCCUGCAGCUGAGCCUGCUGUUGUGGCGAAGCCCGCUGCCACGGCUGAGCCGGCUGCCCCCGCCCCCCAGCUGACCUGCAACUGCGAGCAGCUGUCCGCGGGUGUCAUAUUCGGCAUUGCCUUCGGCGCUGCGGUGCUGGCGGCUGUGCUGGUGGCUGCGGUGGUGCUGACGUGGCUGCACUAUGGCAAUGCGCGCGCGGCGGCGCGUGUGGAGGGCGCUGGGUUCCUGUUUGCCCAUGGGGAGAAGGUGCAUGGUGCUGUCAAGGAUGUGGAGAAUCCGCCCCCCAUGGGGAGCUUCAACGAGCGGGACCAGCCUCGCGCGCCCGACGUACCCUCCGCGCCUUCCUCCAUGCUGCUCCCCUCCGCGCCCUCCCCCACUUCCGUCAACGCAAUUGGCCGAUCGCGCUCCCUCACAAACUCCUCUUCCGCCUCCCUCGUCGUUGCCUCUGUUCUCUCCGCAUCCCGCUCCCCCCUCCCCUCUUUCCCGCGCCAAUCCUCCACUUCCUCCACGUCCCCCUGCCGCGCCUUGCGCCCGUCGCCCCCCGCCGCGCGCGGAAGCGGCGCCGGGCGGGGGGAAGACCCUUCCGCGGAGGUCUCCCGCGAGUUCCCCAACGGCGACUCGUACCGCGGGCAGUGGGGGGCGGCGUGGGACGUGCCGCACGGCGCGGGGUGCUACGUGUGGGCGGACGGGAGCGUGUACGAGGGGGAGUGGGCGCGCGGGGAGAAGCACGGGCAGGGGCUGUUCGUGUGGCCGUCGGGCGCGCGCUACAAGGGCGAGUGGGCGCGCGGGCAGAUGCAGGGCGUGGGGAGCUACUGGGGCGCGGACGGGUCGUUUUACACGGGGAACUGGGCGGGGGGAGUCAAGCACGGGCUAGGGCGCAAGCUCUACCCUAACGGGGACCGUUACGAGGGCUUCUGGUCGUUCGGCGCGGCGCACGGGCCGGGGCGGUACGUGUGGGCGAACGGGAACGAGUAUUUCGGCGAGUGGGAGGGGGGGACGAUGAGCGGGUGCGGCACUUUCACGUGGGCGAGCGGCGAGCGGUACGAGGGCGAAUGGGAGGAGGGCGUGGAGCACGGCGUGGGCGUGUUCGCGUGGCGCGACGGUAGCCGUUAUGAGGGUACGUGGAGCCGCGGGCUUAAGGACGGUAAGGGCGUGUUCUACCCCGCUGGGUGCGCGCGUGGCGCAGGGGACGCUGGGGAGAGGGGGGAAAGGGAGGCGGGGACGGGGGAGGAGAGGGAUGGGGAUGAGGGGGAGGAGGAAGAGGGGGAGGAGGCGGAGGAGGAGGAGGAGGAGGAGGAGGAGGAGGAGGGGGAUGUUGAUGGGGACGGGGAGGGAGCGGAGGAGGAAGAGGAUGAGGAGGAGGGAUGGGGAUUGGAAGGCGAGGAGAAAGGGGAGGAGAUGGGGGGAGAGGCAGGGCAAGGGGGUGCAGUGGGAAACAGUGCUGCUGCAGUUGCAAUUAUUAACGGGUGCAGUCCUGAUGACGUUGAUGGUGCUCUGGCGGCCGUUGCAGCACCAACGGCAGUGGCAGCGGCGUCAGGGGCGAGUGUGGCGGGUGCAAGUGCGGGGGAAAGGGCUGCUGCGGGGCAGGCAGCACCUGGCGCCAUGCUGCUGUCCAAGCAGGCUCCAGACCUAAGCUCAGGCUCGUUCAAUGCUGGCUCGGCGAGCUCAGGUUCGGGGAGGCUGGCUCGGAGGGGCGGUGCAGCAGCAGCAACAGGGGGAGGGGGAGGUACAGGGGGGGUGAAGGGCGUGCAGAGGUUGUUACAGAAGCGGCUUACAGCGGGGACGAGGGCGCUGGAGGUGGCAUUGGGGCCGACGGGGAGUGUGUACCUGGCGGCUGACGCUGUUCCCGCCAUGCCCCGCCCUGACUCCUCCUCGCUUGGCCGCGGAGAGGGCAGGCCAAGCGCGCGGGAGGGCAGGCCAAGCGCGCGGGAGGGGGAAGGUGGUGUGGAGAAAGGGGCAGAGAGGAGGGAGGGGGGUGUGGAGGGAAGGGAGGGAGUUGGGGUGAGGGAGGAGAGGGAGAGGGAGGGAAGGGAGGGAGUUGGGGUGAGGGAGGAGAGGGAGAGGGAGGGAAGGGAGGAAAGGGUGGUGAUUGCGAUGGGGGGAAGGUCAAGAGGGGAAGGCAGGGGCGAGAAGGUUGAGGGAGAAGGGAGUAAGGGCGGCGGGCAGGCCAGCACGGGCAGGGCAGUGAUUGACGCGGACACGUGGCGGCCGCUCAUUGGCAGCGGUGCGGAGAGCAGCCAAUGGGAAGGAAGCAGCGGUGAAGCGGCAGUGGUGGGUGGGAGAGAGGCAGCGGGAAGUGGUGCAGAGAGGGAAUUGGAAAUGGGCAUGGUAAGCGGGGCGAGGGGGGUGAGGGAGAAGGCGGAUAGAGAGCCAUGGGAGAACGGGGCAGACGGGGGAUAUCACAGAUUUCCCCCCCACCCUCUCACCUUCGCCACCAUGCCCUCCCCCCGCCCUGCUGCUGCUGCCAACGUGGGACCUGCCGCAUUCAACUCAGCAGGUGCUGCUGCCAGCUCAGCAGCCGUAGCUGCCAGCUCAACAGCGAGUGGGGCGUCAGCAGUGGCGACGGGGGCAGGUGGGGCGGAGGGGGUAAGGUCACCGCGGGCUAUCACGCGCGCUCUGACCAUGGGCCCUGUGCCGGGGCGAGGCCAGCAGUAUGCUGAGGGGGAGGCGCGCAGUGGAAGGGAUUGUGGGGCGCAGGAGGCAAGGGAGGAGGGCGGAGAGAUGGAGGUGACGAGUGGGGAGCAGUCAGGAGAGGCAGCGGUGCUGCGAUCAAACGGGGGAGGCGAGGGCGGUGCGUGUGAGGUGCAUGGCGAUGGCUCAGAGCAGAUGCGUGCCCCUCCACACUCGCCACGCUCACACAUGCACCAUCAUGCGCCAAGGGGCGCGGAUGGGGGAGUGCAAGAAGGAGGACCCGGGGGAGGGGGAGGGGGAGGGGGAGGCCAUGGGGAAGGGGGAGUGCAAGGGCACGGGCGCGCGGAGGGGAGGAGGCGGGGGCGGGGGCGGGGGAAGGGGUACAGCAUGGGGCAGGUGGCAGCAGUAGAGGCGGUGGAGGAUGCAGUGAUGGUGAGGGAGUACGUGCACGGCAUGCUCGUUGCACAGCAGCCCCUCUCCUCCCACUCCCACCCCCCGGAGGAUGCAGUGAUGGUGAGGGAGUAUGUGCACGGCGUGCUGGUGGUGCAACAGCCCCUCUCCUCCCACUCCCACCCCCCGGUAAGCCUGCUCCCUGCUUUCUGUUUGUGUGCUGCCAUGCCUGUGCCUGUGGCAGUGUGUGUGGUGGAGGUGUGGUGGGCGAGGAUGCAGCGGUGGCACGUGCCGAGGGGCAGGGAGGGCAAGAGGGCUGGCGAGCUGAUCUACAAGGGCCACCGCAGCUACCUGCUCAUGCGCACGCUGCAGCUCGGCCUCCGGUACAGUGUGGGGAGGAUCACGCCAGACGCGCAGAGGGACGUGGGCCCGGCGGACUUCUCCCACUGCCCGGCUGUGCGCUUCCCCCCGGCCGGCUCACCCACCACACCGCCGCACUCCAUGCACGCCUUCAAGUGGCGCGACUACUGCCCCGCCGCCUUCAGGGCACUGCGCGCCAUGUUUGGCAUAGACCCGGGAGACUAUAUGGUGUCGCUGUGCGGGGACGACGCGCUGAGGGAGCUGAGCAGUCCGGGCAAGUCAGGCAGCGUCUUCUUCCUCUCGCACGACGACCGCUUCCUCAUCAAAACCAUGCGCAGCUCCGAGCUGCAGGUGCUCCUGCGCAUGCUCCCCGCCUACUACCGCCACGUGAAGCACAACCCACACACGCUGCUCACCAAGUUCUUCGGGCUGCACGCAAUCAAGAUCUACCACACCGCCUCCUCGCGCACCACCUCCCGCCUGGCCGCCAAGGCGGGCGGGCGCGAGUCAGUCAUCCGCUUCGUGGUGAUGGCCAACCUGCUGGUGUCGCCGCUGCGCGUGCACCGGCGCUUCGACCUCAAGGGGUCGUCGCAGGGGCGCAGCACGGGCAAGGUGGCCGUGGAUGACACCACCACUCUCAAGGACCUUGAUCUCGACCUUGCGUUUCUGCUCCACCCGCCCUGGCGUCCCCUGCUGCUGCAGCAGAUAGCAGCAGACUGUGCGUUCCUGGAGCAGCAGCACAUAAUGGAUUACAGCCUGCUGCUGGGGGUGCACUUCAAGGCCACAGGACCCCCGCCCGCCCCCAUCGUCACCAUCACCGAUGCACACCUUGACGGCCCAAGCCCCGUCUCUGUCCAACCCGCCGCAGCACCGCAUGGGAGCAGUGCCACUGCUGUCAGCACCAUGUCUGCAGAGAGGGAGCAAGGGCUCGUGGGCCAAGCAGGUGCAGCGGGCGGGCAGAGUGAGGUGCGGGAUGGGGGAGGCGGGGAGGACACGCAGCAGCCCCAGCAGGGCCAACAGGCGGCAUGUGAGAGUGACGCGGCUGCAGCCUCACGAAGGCUGAAUGUUCCCCCGCCCCUGCACCAGCUGAGGAGGCGUCUAUUCCGCCCAUGGCAACGCAUUCUCACGGACUCUCCCUCUCCUCUGCAGAGAUCUCUGGGGGACCCUGGCCGAGGAGGCACAUCAUCCUCUCACACCUCCCCUUCUCACGCCUCCCCCUCUCACACCUCCCCUUCUCACGCCUCCCCCUCUCACACCUCCCCUUCUUACGCCUCCCCCUCUCACGCCUCCUCUUCUCACACCUCCCCCUCCCACACAUCACCAUCCCAUGCCGGUGCCACGGCUGCUACUACUGCCACCACUGCCUCUCCAGCCGCUGCUGCCACCACCCGUGCCGCCACAGUGCGGCACUUCUUCCCGCGCUCGCUCACGGCAGGCAGCGGCGGCAGCAGCCCACUGCACCUGCUGGCGCCCUCCUUCCCCCACUCGCACUCCCUCACCACCGACGAGAGCAGCGUGGACGAGGGUAGUGCGGAGGGGAGUAGCAGCUGUGGCGUGGUGGAGGGGGACGGGAGGGCAUGCAGUGACGAGGAGGCGUUGGGCCCAGCUGAUGAUCGCGCUGGUGAUGGUGCUGCUGCUAGUGGCCAGGAUGGGUGCACGUAUCCCUCUCCGCCUCUCUCCUCCUCCCCCUCCCCUUGUGCUGUGGGUGCGGGAGCAAGGGCGGCAACUGGGACAGACGGCAAGAGUGCAGGUGCAGCAGGGGCGGUGGUGGGGCAGGCUUCACCAGGGGAGAAAACAGCCGGACGUGGAGGAGGAGCAGUGGCAGCAGCAGCAGGACGGGGAGGAGGGGGAGGGGGGGGGAAGGGGAGGGGGGUGGUGGGGCAGCUGUUGGGGCAGGGCAUGGGGGGCACGGCAGUGAGGGUGGACAGGCGCACUCGCAGGGCCGUGCAGGACCCGCUGCUGGGGGAGGCGUAUGAGGUGCUGCUGCACUUCGGUAUCAUCGACAUCCUGCAGGAGUACGAUGUGGGCAAGCGUGUGGAGCAGGUGUACAAGAGCCUGCAGUAUGAGCAACCUCUCCCCUUGCUCUGCUUCCUAUCUCGCCCAACCCCACCAUCCCCACGUGCAGGAGUAUGA